AUGGAAUCCCUCAGUUUGCUCGCUGGUUUAAGAGGCCAACAGUCGACGCGGUGUCGCUUUCCCGAGCCUCACAACGUCGAUGCGGACAACUUUACCACAAACGGAGCACCGGAGUCUAAGAAUACUCGACGAAGCAGCCAGUCACGGGAGUUUUGGGGGCUAGCUCAUCUGUCUGCUCUUCCAUGGUUUGGGUGGCUGUUCGUCUACACCUACGUGCUGCUCUGCUUCUCGACGACGCGAUGUUUGGCGCUUGGGGCUCUGGUCGAGAUGUACGGCAGUCCACAAGACUACACGAUGGGAUUCAAGACCUCAGCACUGGGACUCGGACUCAUGGAGGAUUUUGUCUGCACGACCUACUUUGCCACCACGCUGUGGGCAUUUGACGAGUUGAAGCGCCGAGUCACUGGACAGUUGAGCACUAAAGACAGCGGCGUAUCGACUGGCGUUGCUGGAAAUGCUGCGACGUUUGUGGUUUCGUGGCUACUGUUUGUCGUCAUGAUGGCUCCGUUCGUCUCGGACUUGAUGCUAGUGGCGUACCGCAACAUGCGCUUCACGGAUGAACUCGUGGCUGCAUUGCUCAGAGAAAGACACCACCUAAACGCUGCCCCUAUAUCUACCGAAGAAAUCCAGAGAGGCUACGAGGCUGCGACUGUGUUGGUGAUUGUCGCUGCUGCCUUCGGCUUUGUGCGUACGACUGCUAGCUGCACUGAUCUAUCAAGCUGGAAUCCAACGCACUUGGUAGCGGAAUAUCUCGGUCCUCGAACUCAUAGUGCUGUCGGUGGCCCCAAAUACGUGGAGCUUACUCUUGAAGAUGGCGCAGUCGAUGAGGAGUCUGAAAACAAGUUAAAUGCUUCAGGUACUGACAGGCGGAAGCUUGUUUACUCUCAGGCCGUUGUCGUCUUCGUGGGCCUCGUCGCCUUCCCCGCAGUAGUAGUCGCGAUAUCCAACGCUUGCUCACCUCUCGUCGCGUAUUCUGGUCUGAACGCGACGCUCGAUGAAAUAUUCGGCCACGCCUUGCAGCCCACACCGACAGAAGCGCUGUUGACAGGUGUGAAAGGCGACCAACCCUGGGUCGAGAUGUACAUUCACCCCACGGAGCAGCAUGAACUCUUCGGCAACGACACACUGUACCGUCGUACUACUGGAUUCCAAGGAAGUCUCGCCUUUGAGGUCGAUGUAUCAACCGACAAUCCGCCCAACGUGCUGGUAAUUGGCGUUGAGUCCUUCCGGUUCCAAGAUUCCCGUUAUCUCGUUGGAGAGGAAGAUCCUUCCAACCUGUUUAAAGGCACGAACUUAACUAUCACGCCCAACUUUGACAGGUGGGCGAAGCGUGGUGUUGCUCUCCGCAACAUUUGGUCCAGCAACCCUACAAGUCGCUCGCUGGAGAGUUUAUUGUUCGCCCAAGUUCCAUACGAUAGCGCAACGAAAACUGGCAUCACUGGGGGCAGGAAGGACACGAAGCUUGCUGGAUUACCUCAGCUGUUCGACGCCAAGGGAUACGAAACCUUCUUCACGACGGGAUCUUCGAUUACUCUUGACAAAUGGAACGUGUUCCUACCUUCCCACGGCUACCAGGAGGUGUGGGAAGCCAAAGCGAUGCUAACGUUGGGAGAGAAACACCUCAAGAUCAGACGCCACCAAUGGUUUGGCCCUGAGCACUUGGCGUUUAACUGGGGAGUGCACGACGACUUGAGUUUUAGACUUCUCGGGGAUUUGCUGCGUCAAAAGACAAAGAAGCAGAAACAGCGUGUUGCCAAGGGGAAGCCGAAGAAGCCGCUAUUUCUCACGCACUAUACCAUCUCGAGCCAUGGACCAUUCAAAGCACGACCAACGUGGUACGCGAAGGCAGCUAAACCUGACUUCUCUGCGCUGUGUGAAGGACACGAGCGCGCUGCCGAAAUCAAAAAUUACCUGGAGAUGCGCUACUUCACGGACAUGGAGCUGGGCAAGUUCAUGGAUCGUAUGGAGAAGGGGGGUAUUCUGAACGACACAAUUGUCGUCAUCAUGGGAGACCACGGCCAAGCACCAGAGGCUGAAAUAAUGAAUACGCAUGAGGAAUCCGUGACGCGAGUGGCAGGCGCCAUCAUUGCUGAGGGCCGACUCGGUAAAUACGCCGGUGCAAUCAUCGAUGACGCUGCUGAGCAGUACGAUAUCCUCAACACUCUGGCGGACAUUACAGGUCUACCGGAGAGAGGGGUUUGUGCAAAAUGGUGUCGGCCGUUCGCUUAA
Molecule: messenger RNA, 2229 nt
Organism: Phytophthora infestans T30-4
Lineage: Eukaryota; Oomycota; Peronosporomycetes; Peronosporales; Peronosporaceae
Product: sulfatase-like protein
Exons: 1
Coding region: 1-2229 (742 amino acids)
Source: RefSeq, a predicted model, not a curated record